Messenger RNA from Arachis ipaensis, 2359 nucleotides. RefSeq lists its product as uncharacterized. The record is from RefSeq and is a predicted model, not a curated record. Gene Ontology annotation, biological process: meristem development; meristem maintenance. Lineage: Eukaryota; Viridiplantae; Streptophyta; Magnoliopsida; Fabales; Fabaceae.
UUAAAAAAGAGGAAGAUGGGAAAACGUGACAUCACACGUGCGGAAGAUCAUAUUGUAAAAUAUCUUCGACAUCCUGUAUAUGGUUCAAGAAAUUUGCACAUGAGACACUUACACCAAAUAGACUCAUAUGAUAAUAGAGUGGAAGAACAACUGAAGGCGAGCGGGUUCUAUUAUGUUUCUCAAAUUGGGAGGAUCGUGUCUCAUAGGCCGACUGUAGAUGCACUGGUUGAAAGGUGGCGCCCGGAAACGCACACGUUUCAUCUUCCAUAUGGUGAGUGCACGAUCACUUUGGAGGACGUCGCAAUGAUUCUUGGACUCCGAACUGAUGGUUUGCCAGUGACUGGAUCAACUGAUCAUAGUACAAGUGGGUUAGAAAACGAGUGCUUGGCCCAAUUUGGUGUUGCUCCUGGGCCGAACGACCACAAAGGAAGUGGAAUCAAGCUGGCAUGGUUCCGCACCCUAAAGCGGCGCCAACAUUUGACUGAUCAAGUAAGUAAGGAAAUUUAUGUGAAAUGUCACAUAAUGUGUCUAUUUGGUACGACGUUAUUUAGUGACAAGUCUGGAACCUCUGUGCACUGGAAGUAUUUGCCGUUACUUCGUGACUUUUCUCAAAUUCAUAAGUUUAGUUGGGGUUCUGCUUGCCUUGCGCACAUGUAUCGAUCAUUAUGUCGGGCAUCGAGAUAUGAUUGCAAGGACAUGGAUGGUCCUUUGGCGUUGCUCCUUGUGUGGGCCUGGAUACGAAUGCCGACAAUAGGGCCUCUGCCGGUGGAUACCAGCUUUCCACUCGCUCGCAGGUGGAAUGAUUAUCAACCCACCACUGAGCACUAUAAAAAUUGGACAACCUCUGACGUCAGGAGAAGGUUGGAUGAUCUUCCUCUGGAUGGGUUUGUGUGGGACGCAUACAGUCCUAAUCGGGUUGCGCCUCAAGUUAUUCCAUUUGAUAUUAACAGUGGUGCAAAUCUUUGGAGUGCAACUGUACCUUUAAUAUGUUUUGAGGCUGUGGAGUGGCAUCCGACUGACAGGAUUAGAAGACAGUUUGGCUUUCAUCAAGACCCCCCAGUCGAAGCUAUGAAACUUGGAGCGUCCCAUAACAUAGUGCUAACAGGUCCAAAGAAUAAAAACUGGGGCAUAGAACAUGCAGUAUGGAUCUCACAAUGGUUAAAUAGUUCUAUGUGUGUCUUAACAGGUGAAUAUGUGGACAACUAUCAACCAUCUGACCGGUACAUGGACUGGUAUAUUGGUAAAUUUGGUGAUCACUUGCGGGUAUCCGAGCUUGCUGAGCAUGAGGAAGAAGGUCAACAAGAGCAACCACAUCAGCAAGAACAACAUACUCAGCAAGAACAACCACCUCAACAACAAGGACCACCUCAACAACAAGGACCACCAUACCCAUACCUACCAUAUCAACAGCCAUAUCAGCCAUAUCCACAACAUCCACACCCACAGUACUUACAGGAAUAUGCAAACCCUUUCACCCAACCCUUCAUACAACCACCAUACUCACAACCAUAUCCAUAUUAUCCACCCCCACCAUACACACAAGAAUAUACACAACCUUUCACCCAUCCACCAUAUGGUCAGCCAUCUACCAUUUGUGAGGCAUACAGGCCGACACAGGUACCGCAAGGUUCAUUGACACAGUUACUAGGCGCAGUGGCACAGGAUGAGGAUCAAUAUAGACACAUUAUUGAUUGGGUACAGGGUCCCGAGUCAUCUCAGUGGGUUAAUGAUUUAUACUCUAUCCAAGACCCUAUACAGGUGCCAGUGGCUGACGUUGUUUCCGGACGAUUGUCUUUGGAUGCGAGGCAUCAACCGCGGGCCUAUUCUGAGCAUUCUAGGGCAAGAACUUCUAUUGAUUCAGUUAGGAGUGUCCACAGAGGCAUUGGAUGUCGCCAAAGUCCGGCACGAAUUUCUAUGUCUGAGGGUGACGAGGCGGAGAAUGAGGAUGCAGUUGAUGAGACUCCUAGAGGUGAGGAUAUGGUUGAUGAGACUCUUGCAGAUGAGGAUGAGGUUGAUCAACCUGGUACAGGUGAUGAUGUUAUGGAUGACGAUUCUGGUUCAGAUGUCCAAGGUCAAAGUAAAGGUUACAACCUUAGGAUUGAUCCGGUCCGUAAGAGUCGAUCUAGAUGGAGCCCGUCAUUGAUCAAGAAGAGGGUAAAAAAGGGAUGCUCUAAGGUGGCCGAAACCGUUAAGAAAAGUAUAUUUAAAUGAGUUAGCUCGGUUGUUUAUGGUUUACGUUCAGGGAAUGUAAUUUUAUGUUAUUGUUUUAAUUAUGUACCCAUUGUGUUCUUUUAUUUAAUUCUCUAGUCAAAGCAAACUUGUAAAUUAACUUACGCAAAGUAAAUGUCACAUGACUCAA